Molecule: messenger RNA, 1983 nt
Organism: Anguilla anguilla (European eel)
Lineage: Eukaryota; Metazoa; Chordata; Actinopteri; Anguilliformes; Anguillidae
Product: D(4) dopamine receptor-like
Exons: 4
Coding region: 811-1983 (390 amino acids)
Biological process (GO): adenylate cyclase-activating adrenergic receptor signaling pathway; adenylate cyclase-inhibiting dopamine receptor signaling pathway
Cellular component (GO): plasma membrane
Molecular function (GO): dopamine neurotransmitter receptor activity, coupled via Gi/Go; G protein-coupled receptor activity
Source: RefSeq, a predicted model, not a curated record
CUAUAUGGAAAGGAUUAUGGUCACGGGAAGAAACCCCCCGCCCCCCGAUCUUGACGCUCCUCACAUACCGUGACUACAUCGACGCGUCUAGUAGUUUAUAUCACACUCAAGAAGCUCUUCUCAACCCACUCAUUCUGUGCGAUAACUCUGUAUAGCCCUUUUGUCAUGAAUAAUAGUCUACUUUUCGCUGGUUUCCAAAUGCCUAUCUGUGUUUCACUCUGAAGGAGGGCGAGUCCAGCUGUAUAGAGAUUUACGCCGCUGGAUCUUGAGCCGUGCUUCGGAUAAAUCUACACAGAACCACUUGAAUAACAGGGGAACCGACUGAAAAGCCAGCGCGCGCAAUAAAAAAAAAGAAGCUGUUUCCACCCCAAGGUACCAUGCAAAAAAUGAACGGAUUUCAUGCAUAAUUUCGACCUUCUUUAUAUUCCGAUGUACUGUUGGUGUGCAGUUCUUGUUUUCUAUUUUGAGUUUUAAUUUCGGCUUUUUAUAAUCUUCCAUGCACCAAAAAGGAAAUGCCUGCGUCUUAAAAGUUUCGUAUAAAUCAGAGGCAGGUUUUCUGCGAUGCGCUCGAGAACUGUCCACAGUCGGUGGUGCUGAGCACAAAAACCAGGAAGACGGGUUCACAGAAAACGCGACGCACGCGGGCGUCCACGCCGGGCUGAAAGUUACGGAUGACAAACGUCUACCCCUACCGGACUUGUUGAAACGAUGCCUAGAUGCUCUGUUCAAGGAAGCCGAUUUUGUUCGGACCAGGAGAUUUAGAGGGAGGCUGUGGAUCCCCGGGCAGCGACAGGACGGCUGACCGCCGACAUGCCAGCCAACCUCACCGGUUCCAACCAAACCGUGCCCCCGAACACUGACUACAACUUUCCCGCACUGGUCUUCGGGAUAUUGCUCAUCAUCGUUAUCAUUUGUGGAAAUCUGCUGGUGUGCCUUAGUGUAUACACGGAAAAAGCUUUAAAAACUACAACCAACUACUUCAUAGUCAGUUUGGCUGUUGCAGACCUGUUGUUGGCAGUACUGGUGUUGCCACUCUUCGUUUACGCGGAGUUCCAGGGUGGCGUGUGGGCCCUUAGCAUGUUUAUCUGCGAUGGACUGAUGACGAUGGACGUGAUGCUGUGCACCGCUUCCAUAUUUAACCUCUGCGCCAUCAGCAUCGACAGGUUCAUCGCCGUGUCCAUCCCGCUAAACUACAACCGGAAGCACGUGGAUCAGCGGCAGGUGCUGCUCCUCUCCGCCACCUGGAUCUCCGCCCUGGCUGUGGCGUCGCCCGUCAUUUUCGGGAUCAACGACGUCCCGCAGCGGGACCCCUCCACCUGCAAGCUGGAGGACGACAACUACGUGGUGUACUCGUCGGUCUGCUCCUUCUUCAUCCCCUGCCCCAUCAUGCUCCUGCUGUACUGCGGAAUGUUCCGGGGCCUGAGGAGGUGGGAGGAGGCGCGCAAGGCCAAGCUGAGGGGCGGCGUCCAGGCGCGCACCAAACUGCAGCGCGCCGUCACACUCCCCCACCUCACCGUCCCGCCCCAGGCCCCGCCCCCUUCGCCCCCCGUCGUCCAGCGCGACCCCGCCGACGUCAGGCUGGACGAGCUGGCCCGUUUCCCCGCGGGGUACAAGGACGGCCCCAUCCAAACCCUGGCCUACCCCGACAGGCGGUACGCCCACGGCCACGCCCACGGUCAUGGCCACGCCCACCCUCAUGGCCACGCCCACCUCAAAAAGAAAAGGGCCAAAAUCAAUGGCAGGGAGAGGAAAGCCAUGAAGGUUCUGCCAGUCGUAGUGGGUGCCUUCCUGUUCUGCUGGACCCCCUUCUUCGUGGUGCACACCAUGCGGGCGCUCUGCCGGUCCUGCAACAUCACCCCCCACCAGAUGAGCAUCGUCACCUGGCUGGGCUACGUCAACAGCGCGCUCAACCCCAUCAUCUACACCGUCUUCAACACCGAGUUCCGCGGCUUCUUCCAGAAAUUUCUGCACAGCUUCUGCUGA